GGACUCGUCUUCCCCUACGACCAUUCGAGAGUUUAAUUUUCAAUAUCUUUCGUUCUCUCUAUCUUUCGACCUUCUUUCUCUCUCUAAGAUCGUAUGGUGUACGGUCCCACGGCAAGUACCAUGGAGGCGCCGCCGAUCUACAGUCUUCCGCAGGACACGCUGCACCAGAUAUUCUCAGCUCUUCCCCUCCGUCAGAUCAUGAUCUGUCGCUCCGUCUGUAAGCUCUUCAACGAAGUCCUCACCACACCUUGCUUCCUUCACCUCAUCUCCGCCACCUCAUCGCUUCACCUCCUCGCUCUCCGCCCUCCUCACCACCACCACCACCACCACCACCACCACCACGCCCACCGCCUCCACGUUUCCUCCCAUCCCGGCCUCCACGUCUUUGACCCCGAUCAGAGCCAAUGGCUCAGAUUCAACCUCGAUUUCCUCCCAUUCCGCUCUCUCCACCCAGUCGCCUCCUCUCUCGGACUCGUUUAUCUCUGGGGAGACUCACCCGACUCUUCUCCCGGGAUCAGCAAGUCGCUUCUUGUUUGCAACCCUUUGACUCGACAGUUCCGGGUCUUGCCUCAGCUGGGUUCGGCCUGGUCGCGUCAUGGUUCGGUCCUGGUUGAUUCGGUGAGUCGAGUCAUGGUGUUGACUGAACUUGCUGCGCUUUAUUGUUUUUCGGGCUCGAACCAAUGGCUAAGCUUCUCUUCGAAUUUGCCGUCGAAACCCAGAAGCCCUAUUCUGGUCUCCGACUCUGUUUACGCUCUUUGUGAUGUGGGUUCGCCGUGGCGAAGUCAGUGGAAGCUUUUCUCGUGCACAAUCGCGAAGAUGAAGAACUCGCAGACAUGGAAUCGGCUCGAGAGGCACGAGUGGGGGGACGUGUUUGAUAUCUUGAAACGACCCCGUUUGGUGAGGGGGAGUGGGAAUCGAAUCCUAAUGGUUGGUGGGUUGAAAUCUUCAUUCUCGUUGAACUCGUCGUGUUCGACGAUUUUGAUCCUGAGGUUGGAUUUGGAUAGUUUGGAGUGGGACGAAGCGGGUCGGAUGCCGUUGGAAAUGUUCAGGUGUUUUCAGGAGUCGAGUAAGUUUAAGGUGUUUGGUGGGGGAGACCGGGUUUGCUUUUCGGCGAAGAGGGUCGGAAGAUUGGCCUUGUGGGAUUACUGCUCCGGGAAAGGGGAUUGGCGAUGGAUAGAUGGUGUGCCCGGAAGUGGUGACGGCCUCAGCAGGGGAUUCGUUUUCGAGGCGAGGCUCACGGCAUUGUAGCCUUGAGGACUCUGCUCGAGUUUCGGAUUUGAGGUUGGUUAUAUAUUUUACAACCGAGACCAAUGUUAUUGUUGUUGCUGCUGCUGCUGCUGUAUGUAGAAAUUGAAAUAGAGCACUUGCCAUUACUGUUAAGUUUAAUGUGUUUAUGCAAAUCAAAGAGAAUUUCCCAGUUGGUCUUCAUGUUGUACUGUAUUUACUUUCACAAAUUUGAAUGCUUAAUUUUUCAUGUCGAAAGGAGAAAGAAAAUUGCUGUUCUUGUUA
Messenger RNA from Humulus lupulus (European hop), 1509 nucleotides. RefSeq names its product SKP1-interacting partner 15. The record is from RefSeq and is a predicted model, not a curated record. The coding region runs from base 94 to 1248 and encodes 384 amino acids. Lineage: Eukaryota; Viridiplantae; Streptophyta; Magnoliopsida; Rosales; Cannabaceae. The transcript has a single exon. Gene Ontology annotation, molecular function: protein binding.